This is a messenger RNA of Drosophila serrata, 4997 nucleotides long. It is a transcript of the gene msl-1, whose product is annotated as male-specific lethal 1. Gene Ontology annotation, molecular function: chromatin binding. The record is from RefSeq and is a predicted model, not a curated record. Gene Ontology annotation, cellular component: MSL complex. NCBI's taxonomy places the organism in Eukaryota, Metazoa, Arthropoda, Insecta, Diptera, Drosophilidae.
AUGGACAAGCGAUUCAAGUGGCCGCACAACCAGAAGGGCAACUGCUCGGAUCCGCCCUACCACCACAAUUCGUCGCGGGGCUAUCCCAAGAAUCCGCACCUGCACCAGCAGCACUCACAUCCGCAUCCGCACGCUGGUCCAACCAGUAGCUACUACAAGCCACAGCCGCCACCGCCGCCCCAAGAGCGUAGUGGCGGCGGGGCAAUGGCACCGCCCUCGUCCGGCGGAACAGCUAGCACCGAUGUAGUUACGCUUAUCGUGGAAAACAACAAUCUGAAGCGUAUGAUUAUGCUGCACCUGAACCUCAUGCAGGAGCAGACGGACAAUUUGGAAGCCAAGGACAAGGAGCUGGAUGAGCAGAAUUCAAAGCUAAGCAAGGUUCUGGUGCAGAAUCAGGACUUGAAGCUGGCCAACGCGAAGCUGGAGGCCACCAUCGAGGAGCUCCGCAAGCAAUUGCGAAAAAAGAACAAGCGGACGAAUGACGACGACGAUGAUGAUCACUCACUGCCACCCUCCGCUGGCUCGCAGCAGAAGCUUCUCAUGCAUGCCGAAACGCAGACUGAGCUUGUGAAGAGCGCUCCCCAGCAGGUCCAACAAAUGGAGGAGCCGUAUCCACAGCAGGAGCAGCUGCCGAGGAUCAGAAUGCAGGAGGAGCAGAUGGAGGAGGAGCUGGAGGAAGAGGAGGCACAGUUGAUACAUAAAACGGGUCAUAAGGUUGCCGGUUCCACGAAUCUUGCCCCAGCCAGCAAGCCCUUGGAAAGCAAAGCCCGCGGCGAGUUCAAUGGCAAAAAGGUGAGCACUAUAUUUCUGCAUCGCGUGAAUCAGGACUCCAGCCUCACGUCCUCCAAGUACGACGUCCACGAAGAAAGUCAGGUGAGACAGCACACGGAGGAGGAACAGCAGCAGCAGAAGCUGGAGGAGGAGCAGCUGCAGUUGCAGUUGCAGGAGAAGUUGGAAGAGCAGGAUCAAAAUGUCGUGGAAGAAGUUGUUGAAGAAGAGAUCUUUCACGAUGCUUUGGAACCCCAUGAGGUUGAGGUAGAGGUUGAAGCCGAAACCAUUGUGGGAGCAGAGGAGGAGGUUCUCGGAGAGGAUAAUGCACUCUGCGUGGACGCCAAUGGCCAUAUGGAGGACGAGGAGGAGUCUGAUGACGAUAGCGACGACCAGGACGACUCGAGAGAGGACGGAAGCAGUGACGAGGAGAGUGACGACGAAGAGGAGGACGAGGAGGUUGUGGAUAGUCCACUGGUUAACUAUGUAGAGGCACUCUCUGCCCCAGAAGAAGAUCUCUGGCCAAGUCAGUUGCAGAUGACUGCCAUGGACUUGGAAAUUGCUGAGGAGAAGCCGAUGGCGCCAUCCGCUCACUCCACGCCGAAUCAUCGGCAGAAGUCGCUGUCCCAGCAGGAGGUUGAUAGCGAACCGGAGCAAGAGCAGGAAGGAGAGGAGAGUCUGAAGAGACCGGAUCUGGAUCAGAAGAAAGAGCUGAGAACGAGGUGCAGCUUGAAUUGGAUACGGGAGCAGAUGAAUGUCGAAACCGUGGAGAUCUUUACCGAGGAAGUUGUCAGAGCAGAGUCGGCGACAAUGGAGAUUGAAAUACACACGGAGGAGGUAGUGACCUUCAGCAGGCAUGCUAUGGAGCCCCAACUUGAUUCUAAGGCAGCUAAGCAGCAUAAGGAUGCAGCUAUUAAGGAGCCGGAGGCACUCAAGGAGCAGGAUAAAGUAGUCAAAGGGCAGGAAGAAACCUACCAGAAGCAGAAAGAAGAGCUUAAGCAGCCAAAAGCAAAGGAGGAAUCCAAUGAGAUGCAGGAAGCACCAAAAGUUGAUCAUAAAGAAGUCUCGACGAAGCAACGGGUAAUGGUCAAGGAGCCGGAAGAACCUAAGGGCCUUCGAAAGGCAUCAAAGGAAUUGCGGGACCCAUCCAAGGAGCGAAAAACUUCAAAGGAGCGAGAGGCCUCCAAGGAUCAGUGGGAGGCCUCCAAGGAACAUCGGAAAGAAUCCAAGGACCAGCGGAAGGCAUCUAAGGAACGGAAGGCAUCCAAGGAACGGAAGGCGCCCAAGGAUCAGCAGCACACAUCAGCCAAGGAGCAAGAAGAAACAGUCAAGGAUCAUCAGAAGGCUCAAAAGGAGAAGCAAAAAGUUUCCAUGGACUUGAAGUCUUCGCAGAAGCUGCUACCUCAGGAGACUCCUAAGGAAGUGGCGCUCAAAGCGUUGGCGCUCAAGGCGGUUGCUCCCAAGACACUGGCUGCCACACCGAAUGCCCUGCCUCCUGUCUCCGCUUCCACCCUGCCCAAAGCCAAUUCAGCGGCCGUUGUGGCGUCUCCCAAGGUUACAGGGGCAGCUAUAAAUGCAUCCUCUCCCGUUAAAAAUAUGACGAACUUGUCGAACUAUCAGUCCACCAAAACACAAACCGAGCCGGUGAAGAAGCAUCGUCUGCAGGUCAAGAUCCGACAGCAUGGCAUGUUUAUUGAAAAGAAGACCAGUAGUAGCUCCUCCUCUUCCUCUUCGCCAGCGAAAUCAGCUUUGGCCAUCAUCAACGAUCAUCGCGAGGACCAAGAGCUGCAGGAACCGCAGGUGAAGAUCAAGAAGUUGACGUUGCUAAAUGAUAAAGCUGUGUCCCGUGACCAGGAUCAAGACACGGACCCCGACACCGAGGAGACCAUUGAGGAGCGCGGAGAGAGAUUGCGCCUGCGGCUGCUGGAACAUCUAAACAAGGAGCAACGCCGCCAGAGUCAAAGCAUGAAGCAGAAGCCAAGCAAGGAGAGCGCCACAACAAAUCUGAUCUUUCCGCCCACAGCACCACCCACAAUCACACCUGCUCCGACGCCCACGACAACGCCUUCGUCGACGCCAACAUCUACGCCCCAGCCAACACCCACAUCCUCAUCCAGUCAGAGCCGAUUGCCAGUCCUUCGACCAACUCCACUGACCCCGCAAUCCAUGAGCAGCGUGAGCAGCAGUAAUUCCUCAUCGGCACCAACCAGAAAGGAGACGGUUGUGACCAACAACAACUCUGCCCCGCAUACGUACAGCAAAGCCACGGCAAGAUCGGGCAGGUCCAAGUCCCGUUUCCGUACUGCCACCUUUCCGUACACGACCCGCUCGUGGGAGGAUCAGGAGUUCCACUGCGAUAACGAGUUCUUCUUGGAAGAGGCCGACGAGCUGUUAGCGGACAAUCCCAGCCUGGAGAUACCCAAAUGGCGCGAUGUGCCCGUUACGCCCAGUUCGGAUAAACGAAAGACGGAACCGCUGAGCGAUGCGGACUUCGAGCGUCGUCAUAGCAAGUAUGUGAAAGACGAGAUUGAUCGCAAGUGCCGGGAUGCGCGCUACAUGAAGGAACAGGUGCGGAUCGAGACCCUUCGCAUGCGCCACAACCAGGACGAAGUGCUUGUCUCGCUGGAUCCGCUGCCCACGUCCACAUUCUACCCGCUGCCAGAGGACAUCGAGGGCAUUCAGUUCGUCACCGAGGUACCGGUACAGGCCUUUGGCGAGAAUAUGGUCAACAUGGAGGCACGUGACGACUUUAGCCUGCCUUGGAUCGAUGCUCGUCAAGCGUUAACCUCCAUUGCCAAGUCGAAGGCGCAGGCAGCGCCGGUGGCAACGUUGGCCAGCAAAAAGCUACCCACCACGCCGGCAGAGGCCAGGCAUCAGGAGAAGAACUCCUCGUACGUGUUCCUUAAGCGGCGCAAGCGUCCGAGGCGCCGUUAGCCGCCAAAUGGUACAAUCAGGGGGAACGUCUCCUUCUAUGGGAGCUGAGUUGACGGAUUGCAGGACGGAGGACUACGUUGUGUUUUUUCUAUUGCUUCUUUUUAGGCAAGUGACUAUUGCUUGCGAAAUAUUUAAAAGAGUGAAGGCCCCCAGAGUUAACGAUAAAGCCAUUCUAGGAAUCAUUGUCAAUCCAGGCCAGGUGAUGUCAAGUUUAUAUACAUAUAUAUAUGUAUAGAUCAUCCAAAACAGUGCAAUUCAAUUAAGGUGCAAUAGUGAUUAAUGAUCAUAUUAUUUUCAUUUGGUAACUAGAGCUUGUGUUUUUAAAUUCCAUAGAAGUCGCUUUCUUUACUUCAAAUUGUUUUGUUUAUUUUUUUCGUGCAUUGCUCCGUCUGAACUUUUGUUUUCAUCAGAAUUAAGCUUAAAGUAAAUGUAAUUGUUUGUAAUGACCAAGGAAUUAGCUUUCUUUUUGUCUAGAGUUUUAAGUUCAAAUCUAUUAACUUAAAUCGGCUUAUACCUUUGUUUUUAUUUUUCACUUUUCUUUAAGGAACCCUAUAGAAAAUUGCAAGUGACAAACCUAGAAUUAUCUAAAGAUUACCAAACGCACCUAAGCUGAGAGAGUUGUCCUUGAUAUCCGUCGCCUGACCUGGCAUUGAGAUUGAGUUUUCAAAUUUAGUUGGCUAUCAAAGGGAAAGUUCUAAAUUGUUUCCCAUUUCAGCUUGUUAAUCAUUAAAAACUGUAAACAAAACCAGUUGCUAAGUUAGAUCGGUUAAUCCAACAUCUCAGCUUUAUCUGCUUUAUCAAAUUUAAGAUCGAUUGGCCGCACUGAAGUGAUAAACAAAACCCAGAAAGGAUAUAUAAUAACGGGCUGUUCCUUUGGCCUAACAAAAUGAAAUUCGUAGACUUUUAUUUUUAAAUCUUUUUUUUCUAGCUUGUAUUAAACAUAUAUUUUUUUGUCUUUAUUUAUACUAUGUUAUUGUCGUUCGUGCCGAGACGUCCUAAGCCCCCAGGCGACGACGCGUGUGUUACUCUCAGGUAUAAAUCUCUGAUGAUAUAUUUUUCUUUUUUUUUUUUUGAGCUUUUGUGUGUAAAAAUUGUGUGUGCGAGUGAGUUCAGUCGCUUGUUGUGGGCCUAGAGGCGUCGGGAUUUUUUAAAUGUAUAUUUAACAUAUUGUUUUAUUUCAUUGACUUCUUUUAAACCCUGUUUCAUUUUGUACCAAAAAAAAAGGAAAGAAAGAAGCGAAGAAACAGUCGUAACCAGAAUUACAAAAUAAAUAAACUUGAUUCCCAAGCUGUAAA